Messenger RNA from Macadamia integrifolia, 1667 nucleotides. Its product is annotated as nicotinamide adenine dinucleotide transporter 1, chloroplastic-like. Gene Ontology annotation, molecular function: NAD transmembrane transporter activity. Lineage: Eukaryota; Viridiplantae; Streptophyta; Magnoliopsida; Proteales; Proteaceae. The coding region runs from base 412 to 1269 and encodes 285 amino acids. The transcript has 8 exons. Gene Ontology annotation, biological process: NAD transmembrane transport. The record is from RefSeq and is a predicted model, not a curated record.
GAUUCCAUGAAGUUUCAUAUCAUGAUAAGAUUCCAUGAAACACGACUUGAAACACUGAUGUCCCUGGGCGAGCGAAACCGUCAACAGGAGAGAGGAAGAGAGAGAUGGUAAGAAACGGCGACAAUUUUCCUCAUCUUCCCUCUGAAACACAGAUGAAAUUGAUAUUUUGAUCGCGAUUCCUCAAUCCUCACUCUCCUUCGAUCUCAUCGAAACUAUUGUUUUCCGUCGCUUAUUAUUUUAACCAGCGACGGAUCUCUUCAAUUCUUCUCUCGAUUCCUUGGAAGAGGAAUUCAUAGGUAUAUCUUCUGGCCAUGCGACUCUGGUUCUCUGAUAUCUCCCUCUCCAGAGAGGAAUCCCUAGUUUUGGCUCAAGAUCCUACCUCCUUUCGAUAUCUUUAUUUUAGUUUCAGCAAUGCACGGCGAAUCUCAUUCUCUUGGCCCUAAUGCUAAGGGCCUACUCUGCAAUGCUGGCGCCGGUGCCGCUGCUGGCAGCCUCAUAGUCAGGAGUUUGGAACAAAUAUUCCGAAAGGAGGGAUUACGUGGAAUGUAUCGUGGACUUUCUCCUACUGUGUUGGCUUUACUCCCAAACUGGGCGGUGUAUUUUACCAUUUAUGAGCAACUCAAGGGCUUACUCUAUUCUGAUGUUGGGAGCCAUCAACUAUCGAUAGGUGCAAACAUAGUAGCCGCUGCUGGUGCUGGAGCUGCAACAACUAUUGCAACCAAUCCUCUUUGGGUUGUGAAGACAAGAUUUCAAACUCAAGGAAUGAGGAUGGGAAUCGUCCCAUAUAGGAGUACACUGUCUGCUUUGAGGAGAAUAGCUCAUGAGGAGGGUAUUCGUGGAUUAUACAGUGGUCUUGUGCCUGCAUUGGCAGGAAUUAGCCAUGUCGCCAUCCAGUUUCCAACAUACGAGAAGAUCAAAAUUUACUUGGCUAAGCGAGACAAAAGAGCCGCAGAUACACUCAGUACACGUGAUGUUGCGGUUGCUUCUUCGGUCUCCAAAGUAAUUGCAUCAACAUUGACGUAUCCACAUGAGGUGGUGCGUUCAAGGCUUCAAGAACAGGGGCACCACUCAGAGAAGCGAUAUUCUGGUGGAAUUGAUUGCAUUAAGAAAGUCUUUCAGAAAGAAGGUAUUCCUGGAUUUUACCGUGGUUGUGCCACCAACCUAUUGAGAACCACCCCAGCUGCUGUUAUCACAUUCACCAGCUUCGAAAUAAUUCACCGGUUUCUUCUUAAUCUGUCUCCUCCUGAGCCACAACACCAGACACUGUGAAUACAAAUCUUUCUUUAACUUGAUUGAUAUCAAUAUAGUUAAUGCAGCUUUACUGUGGCUCUGAACAUUCAUUUGUCCAAUUGAGGAUUAAAGUCCAAGUUAUUAAUUCAGCCAACCAAUAUCUGUACAAGUGAUGUUAAAAGUCCAAGAUUGGAUGAAUAUUUAUUUGUUACACAGUGCUCCAUGGCAGCUUCAAGCGCAUUUUCAGCCCAAGCUUGGCUUCUUUAAGGUUGGGAACACAGUGUAUGCCUUGCUUUGAAUGUAAUACUAGCUCUAGCUCUGGGGGAGGGUUUUUUUUUUUUUUGGGGGGGGGUUUCCGACUCACUUGCUGAUGAUGACGAUAAUAAAGAGUGGUGGGUCUUAACAUUUAGUAAUUAAUACAUGGUUAUUUUUCAGUA